Trichoderma harzianum CBS 226.95 is the source of this 2376-nucleotide messenger RNA. RefSeq lists its product as hypothetical. Gene Ontology annotation, molecular function: cysteine-type endopeptidase activity. Lineage: Eukaryota; Fungi; Ascomycota; Sordariomycetes; Hypocreales; Hypocreaceae. The transcript is spliced from 3 exons. Bases 112 to 2376 code for a protein of 754 amino acids. The record is from RefSeq and is a predicted model, not a curated record. Gene Ontology annotation, biological process: proteolysis.
UAAAUAUCCCCUCGAAAUGAAACUGAACUUCCGAAUCCUCUUGUCCACCAACCACUUUUCUCUUAUCCCCUUUUUUGUUUCCAUUGUAUUGCGCCAUCAAACGCUACUACCAUGACGAGCUCUUCUCAAGACAGUGGUGGCCCUCAGAAGUGGGCACUUCUAAUUGGAAUCAACUAUUACAUUCCCGGAAACACCCGCCAUCCGGUUUACGUAACUCCCCUCACUGGUUGUGUAAAUGAUGUGGAAGUAGCAGAGAAUUACCUUUUUAAGCAUCAACAUAUGGAACGCCAACGCAUUCAGAAGCUCACCGCAUCAUUUCCUUCCACCAACGACUCUUCUCUUCCGGCUGAGCCGCCGGAAAAUUGGCCUACCUAUGAAAACAUCAAACAAAUUUUCGAGAGAGUCACAAAGGAAGCGAAUACAGACGACAUCAUCUAUAUCCACUAUAGUGGUCACGGCGGAAGAGUUGUUACCAUUGGUCCUAAUACCGUGAAUAAUGAGCCUAAUCUCGUCAACCGACUCAGAAUUGACGAGGCCCUAGUUUCUGUUGAUUUCAACACGGGUGGCAGAUACUUCAGGGAUAUCGAGCUUGCUUGCGUACUUAAAAAGAUGACUGAAAAAGGUAUGGGAACAAGCGCUGUCGAAGAGUCGCCUAAGUCAAAGGUUCGGCCAAUCCAAGGCAACAGUGCCGACAGCAAGUCAAGGGUUCGAUCAGUCCAAGGCGUCAGUGCUGACGGCAUAGAUUGGACAAGGCUUGAAACCGAUAUAUCGGAUUUUCCAGAACAUGAACUUGCACACGCAACUCAAUUUCACAUUGGGAAGCGACCUAGCAACUCAGCAACAGAGCGGUCACCGCAAGAUUGGGUGAUCGCAGCAGCAUGCCAACCACACGAAGUAACCGGGGAAAGAUUACUGGCCAUCGGUGGAUUGGAACCGAAAACCAUUGGAUAUUUAACGUACGGGUGGUACGACAGCCUCCUAAAUGCUACCGCAAAUAUAUCGUACGAUGCACUUUUCCGCCGAACACAAGAUAUGAUGCGACAAAUAGGAGUCAGUAAUUCUCCGGUGAUCAUGGGAAAUAUUCGGCGGCAAAUGUUUAUCAAUACUGCCACUGAGGUCACUCACACUAUCCCUAUAUCAAGUCUUGGCGACCGUCGAGUUAUUUUGUGGAGCGGUAGAGCACAUGGAGUCUGUGAAGGCGACAUCUAUAAAAUUUACUCUUGGGAUACAAGCCAUAUCGGACUUUCCAGCCCUCAUCUAGCAAUCGCUGAGGUUAAAGUCCUUCGACCCACUGAAGCGGAAGCUGACCUUCGAAUGAAGGUAGGAAAGAAAGCUCUGGCUGUAGGUUGUCAUGCCAUCCUUCUACACCGAAAUUUUCCAAGAGUGACUCUUCAGUUGGUGGUGAUAUUGGCACCAGAUGCGACUGAGACACAGAAGUCGAAAAUUGAACGACUGAAAGCUUAUGAUUUGUCAAAAGUUGAAUUGACUGCGAAGGUUGUGCUUGGGAGUACGAGGCAAAAUCCUGAGCGCGAUGAUAAGAGAAUCUAUCACUUCGACCUCUUAGUGAACUCUAAUGGCCAGUAUUUGCUUCUUGAGUCAGGAAAAGAAUCGAAAACGCCACUCCCACCCUCAUCUUCACCUGAAUUAUUGUUUGAGCUCCUCAACAACAUAGGACUUUACUAUCACUACCAGACACUCCAAUGCCCUAACCCAAAUCCGAAGAUUUUCGAUUUUCAGCCAUCUUCGACACAACCAGACAAAUCCUGGGACUACUCUGAUGGACAGCCAAUCGAUAUGAAUAAUGGAAGUACAUUCGACGUAACCUUGGAAAACUGGACACAUAAAUUCUUGUACAUUUCAAUCUUUCGUUUUUCAUCGUCUUGGGGUAUUUCUCGGGUUCACCCUCCUCCCGGACUCGGUGACUACGAGGAAGUAGAUUGGGGUCACAAGCGUCAGCGAAGCAUCACGCUAUCGUUCCCAAAAUCUGCUUCUGGACAAAAAUAUGUGGUCGAAACGAUCAAGAUUUUCGUCACUACCCAACCCACCUCUUUCCGGGCUAUGGAGGGUGUUUCGGACGUUGAUUCUACCUCUAAAGUCAAUGAAACAUUCUCAGGAGAAGACAGUUAUCAGCAGCUUCACAAUACUCUCCACACCUUUGACAGCCCCCACACGCAAGCUCAUAAAAUUAAGGAGCUUGCUAACAGACCACGUUUUGAUACAGUGGGCAAUCAUUUGGAUUCUACUACAUUAAAGACUUCGAAAUCACGGCCCUCGAAACCACGGCCCAAAAUGGCCAAAAUGGCAAGAGUAAACAAUAGCAGCGGUACAAGAGAAGUUUGGCAAACAAAAGAUAUUACAGUUCAUGUGUACCCCUAA